This is a messenger RNA of Lynx canadensis (Canada lynx), 1889 nucleotides long. RefSeq names its product interleukin 7 (gene IL7). Gene Ontology annotation, molecular function: interleukin-7 receptor binding; growth factor activity. Bases 492 to 968 code for a protein of 158 amino acids. The transcript is spliced from 5 exons. Gene Ontology annotation, cellular component: extracellular region. Lineage: Eukaryota; Metazoa; Chordata; Mammalia; Carnivora; Felidae. Gene Ontology annotation, biological process: immune response. The record is from RefSeq and is a predicted model, not a curated record.
CGGUCAGAGGUCACUUGGAGAGUGUUUUGCCUCGAAUGGUUCUCAUUCAAAAGGCCAUCUCAUUCCUUCUGUGGUGCUUUGGAAAUUCGCGCCCUCCUCUGGUCCCGGUUCAGGUGCACAGAAACGUCUGGGGGAGGACGCAGGUGCUCAAGAGAGGUGGGGCGGUGAAGGCGCCCGAGUGGUGAACCCAAAGAUCGAACCUGCAGACCCAGCGCAAAGUAGAAACUGAAAGUACAUUGCCGGCUGAUCCUACGGAAGUUAUGGGAAAGGCAAAGCGCAGAGCCUGGCCGUGGUGUGUGCCGCCCCCCUUGGGAUGGAUGAAGCAGCAGGCGCGGCGUGGGUGAAAGGAACCAGCCGCAGAGACCGCCCUACCCCGCACGCGCUCCCAGCAACUCCGCGGAAGACCAGGGGCCUGGCAGCGACUAUGGGCGGUGAGAGCUUGCUCCUGCUGCAGUUGCGGUCAUCAUGACCACGCCCGCCUCCCGCAGACCAUGUUCCAUGUUUCUUUUAGGUAUAUCUUUGGAAUUCCUCCCCUGAUCCUUGUUCUGUUGCCAGUAGCAUCAUCUGAUUGUGAUAUUGAAGGUAAAGACGGAAGAGAAUAUCAGCACAUUCUAAUGAUCAGCAUCAAUUACUUGGACACCAUGAUAAAAAAUCGUACCAAUUGCCCGAAUAAUGAACCUAACGUUUUUAAAAAACAUGCAUGUGAUGAUAAUAAGGAAGCUGUGUUUUUAUAUCGUGCUGCUCACAAGUUGAAGCACUUUGUCAAAGUGAAUAACAGUGAGGAAUUCAAUCUCCACUUAUCAAGAGUUUCACAGGGCAUGUUACAGUUGUUGAACUGUACCCCCAAGGAAGACAGCAAAUCUUUAAAGGAACAGAGAAAACAGAAGAGCUUGUGUUUCCUAGGGAUACUACUACAAAAGAUAAAAACUUGUUGGAAUAAAAUUUUGAGGGGCUCUAAAGAACAUUGAAAAAUAUGGAGUGGCAAUAUAAAGACAUAUGACUUUAGUUGUAUCUUCCAAGAAUCUAUUUGCUCAUACAGUUUUUGGGGGUAGAAUACCCUAGAAGUGACAGAAUGCCUCCUGGUAAAAGUGGAUUACAGCAGCUGAGAAAUUCAUACAAUAGAACUAGAACUAGAUGGACGCAGACAGUGGAAACCAAAUGCUGCAAUCAACAAACUAUUUUAUAUGUUUUUGGACAUAAUCAGUAUUAAUUCUGUGAUUUUUGUAAGAUAAUCCAUGUAAACUAUUAGUUGCAAUAAUACUUUUUAAACCUGUUUUAAAAUUUCAGAAGAAGAGAGAAAAUCUGUGAAGUAUAUAAAGGUUGCAAAGAUUAAAAAAUAACACUGCUUUAUUAUCAAAUUAAUUUUAUGCAUCAGCAUACUACAAUGAGAGUGGAAAUUGGUGUCUCUGUGCUGAAAAUGUUUCAGAAUUAACAGUGAGAUGUGGGUAACGUCCAUGAGAGGAGGAGUCAUAUACCUUAAAGCAGCAGCAGUAUGAAGGAGUACAAGAGAUUUAAGAGAGAGAUUAAGACAUGUAAUCAUACAUGAAUGUAUAACACAGUGCCUUCACUAGAUGGUAUAGCAAAUGUUUUAAGAUGACCAUAAAGAAUAGUUUCACAAAAUAGAAACUCACCUGUUCUAAGGAUGCUAAACCAUAAUACUGAGUUAUUUUGGUCAUUUAUAUGUAAUAAAAUUUGUCUAAAUGAGUUUGCAAUUUGGGAAGUAUAUUUUUAACAGAAUAAUAUAUGUUGACCUUUUAAUUAAUGAAAUGUGUAUAUUUAAUUUUGACACUGUAUCUGUAUUAUAUACAAAUAUUUUCAUACAGUAUUACAAACGUUGCUUAGUUUGGAUAACAUUCCUCCUUUGAUAAUAAAUGGCCUAUGUAAUAACA